Molecule: messenger RNA, 1225 nt
Organism: Saitoella complicata NRRL Y-17804
Lineage: Eukaryota; Fungi; Ascomycota; Saitoellomycetes; Saitoellales; Saitoellaceae
Product: Nucleotidylyl transferase
Exons: 3
Coding region: 1-822 (273 amino acids)
Cellular component (GO): nucleus; cytoplasm
Molecular function (GO): nicotinamide-nucleotide adenylyltransferase activity; ATP hydrolysis activity
Source: RefSeq, a predicted model, not a curated record
AUGGACACGACCAUUUUAUCCGCUAUGAUUGACCGCUUUCAGGAGGAUGCAAAAACCGGUAAAGAGACAUUCCAGCUCAUAUCCUCAUCCUGCGAAACAUUCCCGCACACAUCUCCUUCCUCACCCACAAAAACUCUCUACAUCCUCGACUCCUCCUUCAACCCACCCCACCGCGCCCACCUCGCCCUCGCCCGAAUCAGAAAAGAUGGAGACACUCUCGCGAAUAGCCCAACCCUCCUGUUACUCGCAACAAACAACGCCGACAAAGGUGCACAUCCCACCGCGCAACUCACCCGCCGCCUCGAAAUGAUGGAAGCCCUCCGUACCUCAAACCUGUCCGACACAACAAGUGCGAUAGCCGUAACCUCUUAUCCCUAUUUCGUCGACAAAGCGCGUGUGAUUCGGGAGAGAUGGCCAGAUGUGAAUCAGGUCUGGCCAAUAGGCUUCGACACUUUCCUGAGAUUACUGGACCCAAAGUACUACCCAAACCACGACCUACAAGCCGGUUUUGGUGAUUUCUUUACCUAUAGCCGUGUCAUUGCCAUCACCCGCCCCGGCGAGAAAUGGGGCGAGCGUGAAGAACAGGAAUCAUUCCUCCGUGCUAUCCGUCGGGGGGAACGAAGCGGCGUACCGAAAGAGUGGGCGGAACGGAUUGAGUUUGAGGUGCUUGAUAGGAUUCGGGGGAUUAGCUCGACGAGGAUUAGGGAGGCGGCGAAUGCGGGGGAUGAGGAGGAGUUGGGGAGGUUGUUGCCAAGGGGGGUUUUAGAGUAUGUUGUUGAGAAUGGGUUGUAUAGGGAUGAGGAUACUACGCCGAGUUUAUAGUCGACAUCACAGCCUGUAGAAUAUAUUCACCACUGGCAUACGAGCAGUUGCGUUUGACGAUGACUCUGUCGACGAUGAAGGCAGGCAUGGCAACUUCGGAUGGAGGUUCGCCGAUAAAGGCAGCGCGUAGGGUGUUUAGAAGUUCAUAAUGUUCUCAAAGGGUUUGUGGAUGGCUACGAUGGGUCACUUGGUGCUGAUGGUGAUGCCAUGAAUAUAUUAAUCCCGAUACCAUAUGCUAUGAAAGCUCCAAAACUCCCUGCUACUAAGAACAGCCCAUAGUCGUCACACACCUCGUGCUAUCAGAUCCCCCAUCCCUUUCCAAACACUUCAACGUCCUCUUUUAGUAGUACUGAUUAGAGAUCCUAUACCCCAUCUCCUGCAGCCUCUCACAAGCCGGCAUAGG